AUGGCAGGCCAGGACCUGCCUCGCAAGCUCUGGGAGCCAAGAAAUCCAAAGACGACUCAAAUGCACCUUUUCAUGGAGACCAUAAACAAGAACCAUGGUAUCCAACUUGAGUCAUUCCAAGAUCUUUACGAAUAUUCCACCAAGCAUCGCGCCGCCUUCUAUGCAGAGCUGUUCAACUGGGCAAAUAUAAUCUACACCGGCUCCGCCUCUAGUGUAGUCGAUGAAUCCGCUGAAAUUGAUACUGUCCCUCGCUGGUUCUCCGGCGUCAACCUCAAUUGGGCCGAAAAUAUACUCUAUUCCCGCGACGCCUCCGCUACAAGCCAUCGAGGUGUUGUCGGAAAGGAAAACGACAAGAUUGCUUUCACAGAGAUACGUGAGGGCAACACUGAGGUGCGCCAUUUUUCGUGGGCUGCGCUACGCGAAGAUGCCGGCCGUCUUGCAGCCGCGCUCAACAGACGCGGUAUCCGAGAAGGCGACCGGGUGGUAGUCGUUGGCUCCAACUCCCUCCACACUUUGCUCGUAUUUCUGGCGACUACAUGGCUCGGUGCUAUCUUUGUCAGCGCGUCUACUGAUAUGGGCGUCGAUGGAAUCUUACAAAGAACUGUUCAGAUUGACCCCAAGCUUAUAUUUUUCGACAGUAUUUCUGUGUACAAUGGCAAGGUGAUAGAUCUUACUACGAAGAUGCGCGAAGUCAUGGAUGGGAUGAGGUCUUGUAAGAAUCUCUCUGGUCUAAUUGUCAUGCAACGGCUUGACGGAUUCGUCGAUACAUCUACCAUUCCCGGUUCCGAGACAUUGUCGUCCCUUCUCUCGGGGGCUACUGCUGAUAUAUGCCCGCCUUUUGUUCGGGUGCCCUUCCAUGCCCCGCUCCUCAUCUGCUACUCGUCGGGCACAACCGGCACUCCGAAACCUAUCGUCCAUUCAGUCGGAGGAGUACUUCUCAACCUUAUCAAGGAAGGGUGCCUCCACGAUUCUGUGUCGGCUGACUCGGUGAUCCUUCAAUACACGACUACAGGCUGGAUUAUGUACGUUCUGCAGGUAGCCAACUUGCUCCUCGGCGCUCGGGUUGUAGCAUAUGACGGAUCCCCUUUCAUGCCGGACCGGACGACUCUAGUCAAGAUACUUGCUCAGCAACGCGUCACUACGUUUGGUACAAGCCCACGCUGGAUGCUGGAAAUGGCAACGAGCGGCAUUAAUCCAAGAGAUAUAGCUGACCUCAGUGCGCUCCGAAUGGUUACGUCCACCGGCAUGGUGCUCUCUGACCGUCUAUUCGAGUGGGUAUAUGACUCUGGUUUCCCCCCAUCGAUACACCUGAUAAACAAGUCCGGCGGAACAGAUAUUGCAGGGUGUUUCGGCACGGGCAACCCAUUGUCUCCCGUCUAUGUGGGUGGGACUCAGGGCCCGUCUCUGGGGGUCCCUAUCUCCAUCUACGAUUCCUCUGGAGAGGAUUUUGGGACCCCUGUGCCGCUAGGGACUAUUGGAGAGCUCGUUGCAACAGCAGCCUUUCCAAACAUGCCAUGCUUCUUUUGGGGAGACUCAUCUUUACCGGCUCCGGCACUUGAGGGUUCGAAGUACUACUCAAGCUACUUCUCUCGCUUCAAGCACGUGUGGGCUCAUGGUGACUUGUGCAUGAUACACCCUCAGACCUUGAAUAUUCAUUUCCUGGGUCGGGCCGACGGAGUCCUGAAUCCUUCCGGCGUACGUUUCGGGAGCUCGGAAAUUUACUCCGUCAUUGACGCCAACUUUUCCGAGCAAGUCAACGAUAGUUUAUGUGUAGCUCAGAGAAGGCAGAACGACGCGGACGAGUCUGUUAUUCUUUUCUUACUCAUGCGCGAUGGCCAUCGCCUCAGUCGCCGACUUAUCUCGGAUAUUAAGGCGGCUAUUGGCCGAAGCCUAAGCAAGAGGCAUAUCCCGAAGUAUAUAUUUGAGACGCCUGAGAUACCGAUGACUACAACACAUAAAAAGGUGGAACUACCGGUAAAGCAGAUUAUCUCCGGUUUCAAGAUCAAGCCGAGUAACUCGCUGCUGAAUCCAUCAAGUCUCAAUUAUUUUUACCAGUUUGUGCAAGUUGAAAAGAUGGCAAGGGGAUUGGAGAAAUUGUGA
Molecule: messenger RNA, 2100 nt
Organism: Scedosporium apiospermum
Lineage: Eukaryota; Fungi; Ascomycota; Sordariomycetes; Microascales; Microascaceae
Product: Acetoacetyl-synthase
Exons: 5
Coding region: 1-2100 (699 amino acids)
Biological process (GO): lipid metabolic process
Cellular component (GO): cytosol
Molecular function (GO): acetoacetate-CoA ligase activity
Source: RefSeq, a predicted model, not a curated record